AUGAGGGUUGAUGCUGCUGCCUAUUAUCUGGUUGAGGAUGCUGAUAUUUGGUGGACUCAUAACAAGUUUGAUCUGACUACUAAGGUGACUGUGGAUGAGGAAGGAGAAGAGCUCAUGGAAGAGAGAGAGUUUGGUUGGACUGAGUUCAAGAAGGAGUUGGCUCGUUUCGCUAAGGGGUUAGUUCCUGAUGAGCAGGAGAGAGCGGUGAAAUUCGAGGAGAAGUUAGACCCCGAUCUUCAUUCUAGGAUGGGAGCUGGUGAGUAUGCCACAGUGAAGGAGGUGUACACUCGUGCUUGUAAUGCUGAGAGGAUUGAGGAAAAGAGACUAGCUGCAAAGAAGUUGAAAUCCACUCCAGCAGGGUCUACUCAGGCGACGAAAAGUGAGAACCACCCUGGCAAGGAUUGUGAUGGUAAUUUAGUGGAGUGUAAUCACUGUGGGAGGAAAGGGCAUCGUGCUUAUGAAUGGAAUGCUGCACCUAAUCGCAAUGGAGGGACUGCAAAUGCUACUCAGGGACAUAGAGGUGAUGUGAGGAGGAACACUGGGCAGGUUCAUGUGAUGAACCAGACUGAGGCAAACACCAAGGGCAACGUGGUCACUGGUACUUUUUCUAUUCAUUCGAUGUCCGUUUAUGUGCUAUUUGAUUCUGGUGCUUCUCAUUCUUUUGUGUCUGAACUUCUUGUGAAAAAGUUAGGGUUAGAGAACUCUAGGACUUGUGAUGUAGACAUCUCUAUUCCUUCUGGUGUGAUCAUAACUUGUAAUAAUUUGUAUCCAGAUGUCCCUAUUAUGUGUGGUAGUACCACCCUAGUAGCUGAUUUGAUAGCUUUUCCUUUGCAUGAUUUUGAUGUAAUUCUAGGGAUGGAUUGGCUUAGUAGGCAUAAAGCCAAGAUAGAUUGUGAGAAACAAAAGGUGUCUGUAGUUGGUCCUAGUGGAGUCCAUGAGUUUUAUAGAGGGUCUUCUUUGAAAAUCAUUUCUGCUUUGACUCUAAAAUCCUAUUUGAGAAGGGUUGUCUACUUGUGCCAUGUUCACGACACUAGUAAGGAAGAGCCACGUGUUGAGGAUGUUCGUAUUGCUAAUGAGUUUGUAGAUGUUUUUCCUGAUGAUAUUCCUGGCAUGCCUCCGAGACGUGAUGUUGAGUUCAGUGUUGACUUGAUGCCUGGAACUGGACCUAUUUCUAAGCCUCCUUAUAGAAUGGUCCUGCUGAAAUGA
Messenger RNA from Beta vulgaris subsp. vulgaris (sugar beet), 1206 nucleotides. RefSeq lists its product as uncharacterized. The record is from RefSeq and is a predicted model, not a curated record. NCBI's taxonomy places the organism in Eukaryota, Viridiplantae, Streptophyta, Magnoliopsida, Caryophyllales, Amaranthaceae. The coding region runs from base 1 to 1206 and encodes 401 amino acids. The transcript is spliced from 4 exons.